Contarinia nasturtii (swede midge) is the source of this 4285-nucleotide messenger RNA. Its product is annotated as exportin-4-like. Gene Ontology annotation, biological process: protein export from nucleus. The record is from RefSeq and is a predicted model, not a curated record. NCBI's taxonomy places the organism in Eukaryota, Metazoa, Arthropoda, Insecta, Diptera, Cecidomyiidae. Gene Ontology annotation, molecular function: nuclear export signal receptor activity; small GTPase binding. The transcript has 10 exons. Gene Ontology annotation, cellular component: nuclear pore; cytoplasm. The coding region runs from base 437 to 3778 and encodes 1113 amino acids.
UGUUUUGCUAUAAAAAACAAUAACAUUUUCAUGAUUUGAAAUCGACGGAUCACUAAUUUACAAAUAUACACAUACACAUGAACACACACGCACACAUGAAAAUAUGCUCAUUGGCAAAUUUACCCACUGACGGUAUUUAUGGAUUCAUUAAUGACACUAACAUAACCUCGAAAAGAGAGACCAUCGAAAAAAAUAAAAACCAAUAAACUACCCAUUCUGGAAAAAAUGGGCGACAGUGAAUAAAUUUUUCUUUAUGUUGCAUCGAUAUAUUUUAGUUUAUGUCUGACUGUGAAUGAGUAAACAAUUCAAAAAAUUAACCGACUGACAAAAGAAAAAAAAAUAUCAGAACCAUUGGGCUGAGAAGAAGAAAAACAAAAACGUUCGGAUCAUUGUUGUGAAAGAAUAAUAAACAACUAAAUUUAAGGCUCAUCGAAAAAUGACAGACGCAGAUAUAGCUGAACUGGAGGCAGCAGCUCGGGUUUUCAUGGAUCCCACAUGUGUGAUUCAGCCGGAGCAACGUCAAAAUGCCGAAAAAAUUAUAUUAAAUUUUCGUAAAACAAAAUCACCAUAUUUGGUGUGCCAGCAAAUUCUCGAAAAAUCAUCCGUGGAUAUGCUGCUAUUCGAAGCGGCUGAUGUGAUAAAACGUGCCCUGAUUAUCGAAUGGGAUGGUAUUCAAGAUCAAGAUCGUCUCGGUUUGAGACAGUAUCUAAUGAAUUAUGUGCUGCAACGCCAUUUGCAACCGUUCAUUCGUGAGAAAAUUUUGCAAGUGAUUGCCAUUAUGAUUAAGCGAAAUAGUGUUACCGAUGCUGGCCUUGAAGCGGGCAAUCUAUUGAAGGAAAUGGAAAAAAUGCUGGCGGUCGGUGAAAUCGAGCAAAAAUUAUUGGUUUGCCGUAUAAUUACGGCCAUUUUACAAGAAUAUCUGAUUACAGUGAAAUCAGAUGAUUCGGGUCUAACGUUUAGCGAACAUUUUAAGGCGAAAAAAGCAUUUGAAGUACGAUAUAUGGUGACAAUUUUUAAAAUGGCAUUGACUGCCAUCGAAGAACUUAUGAAUGUGUUUGAUAUUCAAAAUGCUGGCCACAAUCAUCUGUUGCUCGAACUAUUAAACAUUGAAGAACAGAUUUUAAUGUGGGGCUAUGUAUCACCAUUGCUACCGAAACGAUUGAUUGGCCUGUUUGAAAGUCUCACCAAAACCGAUCAAACACCAUCAUUACGGCUGGGCGUUCAAUGGGCAACGGUUAUUUUAAAUCCAAAAGUUAUCGAUUUAUUCUUUGGCGUUUACUGGAAAGUACGUGAAAUUCCAGAGCUUCAACGAAAAAAUUUAACAUGCAUCGUACAAUUGUCCACAUUGAAUGGGGCCGUUUUUAGAGAUUCUCAAUCCAAACUCGAUUUCAUAACCAAUUAUCUGUCCAAGUUCCUACAAUUCCUCUCUUGCGUUCAAGUCAAAGAAAAUGAAGCUCUCGGUUUCGCCACAAUAUUCCGUAAGGCAUUAUUAUAUCAUCCGCCGAACAAAAAUCUUCCGCCAAAUAUUGUUAGUUCGAUGCUUCAGCAUAUGUUCAAUUUGACUGGCACUUUCUGUGAGGCAAGCGUUCACGAAGAUAGCAAGAGCUCUGAUGACUCAACGUACAAUGAGGCAUUGGAAAAGAUUCUCGAGGCGUGGUUACUUAUUUUACAAGGAAAAGAGCAUUUUCCACGUGAAGUGAUUCAUGAAUAUUCGUUGCAAAUUUUCAACAAAUACGUACAGUGUCAUUUAAGUGCACCAGAAGGCUUACGAACCAAUUCUGAAUUUGAUGAGGAUGAUGAGUGUGAUCGUGAAAAGUACAAAGAACAAUUGAUAAUCGUUGGUAAUUUGGCACGGGAAAGUCCGGGUCAUUCGCUCACCAUUCUCAGUAAAUUGAUUGAAGAGAGAACACGUCAACUGCAAGCUCAAUUUCAAGCUAUGUACACCAAUGGCAAUCAAUUGAAUAUGUCCAUUGAAAAAGCAAUGGAAAUCUUAUUCGAAGAUAUUCAUUGGCUAAUAUUGGUCGCUGGUCAUGUUGUUGCAAUGGAAAGUUCGGGCGAACAACCAAUGAUACCAUCCGAAAUAAUGCAAUACAGUGUUGAUCAAUUGGCAAACGGUACCGUCGACGUAACAACAACAUUGAAAGUAUUGGCUGCGCCAAAUCAAUGUAUUACACAAACACCGAAUGCUGAAAAUGUAUGCGAUCCAUUGAUUCGCCUAAUAUCGUCUGUAUUUCGAUUAUGUGACAUUGAAAACAAUGCAAUCGAAUACAAAAUGGGUGACUUUCUUAGUCCAGAAGUAACCAGUGAUAUCAUGUGGUUUUUAAAUCAAUGGUCGGAAGCAUAUCUAUUUAUGUUGACCGAAUAUUAUCCAAAUUUAAGCGAAACAUUACAAACAUCAUUCGGGUUGGACACACCCGGUGGCAAUUGGACACUAAAUUUUAUUCUCAACAAAAUUUGCAUCAACGUUCGAAGUUUUGCCACUGAAGAAACCAUUGUCAAAGAUUCCGUUGGUUUAUUCGUAUCUCUGGUGAAGCGAAAGCAUAAGUGUCCAGCCGUUUUUAAUUCGGAACCAUUCAAACAAAUUGUACAGUUGAAAAAUCUUCCAUUGCAAAAUUCCGAACUGAUCAAAGGCCUUGUCAUAACCGCUGCAUGUGUUACCGAGAAAGAAAUGCAAAAACAAUAUUUGAGUGAAAUUUUAAUGCCGAUCACUGAAAGCUUCAAUAAACUCGAAUGGCAACAGGCAAUGGAUAACAAUCAUCAAAUUGGUAAAACGCAAAUUUCAAUGAACGUCGUUGCCUUGUUGGAAAAUAUCCGUUCAUCAAAUAAUGGUGCAAGUGCAUCAUGUGCGCAAACUGUAUACGAAAUUUUUGAACCGAUUUUAUACCAUUUGGCCGAAUUGUUAGAUCUCUUCCAUAAUUAUAAUUAUGUUGUUGUUGAAAUAUUCCAAGUUUUAUGCAGUGUCGUUCAAAAUCUAUCAUUUUUACAAUCGCACAAGGUAUACGAAAUGUGUAUGUCAUGCAUUCGGAACUAUGUGAAACACAACAAUCGUGUUACAUCGGAAGUGACUGCCGAAGAUGAAAGUAUGGAAGAUUUAAUGUUGUUGCUGAAUUUGCUCAAUGCCUUGUUGUCGAAAAACUAUUUUGAUGUUGGAAACGAAGAUGAACAGGAGCAAGCAACCGAAGUGUGUAUUCUUGGUUUACAAUAUAUAAUACCAAUGAUAACACUUGAUAUGCUCAAACAUCCAACGUUAUGCUGUAAAUACUAUAAAACAAUCACAUUUUUUGUGGAAACAAAAUCUCAAAAAGUAUGCGCCUUACAACCAGAACUGUUAAAUUCAAUGUUACAAUCGGUUGAAUUGGGUUUGCGGUCGUUUGGUCUGGAGGUUCAAUCGAUUUGCUUUGAAUUUUUGCACAUCAUUGCCGAUACCGUCCGUUUUGAUCAGAAUUCACCGCAAUCAUACCUGUAUAAUUCAUUAAUGCCAUUCAUGCGAAUGGUACUAGAGAUGAUUAUCAAUCAAGAGGUUGGCACCGAUAACAAAACUGAAUGUGCCAAUGCCCUAUUUGCGUUGAUUUUUUGUUAUCACACUCACUACGGUGCUAUCGUACAAAAUCUACUGCAAUCGGUCCAAGACGUUGGAAACGCCGAACGCCUAUCAAAAGAAUUGGCCUCAUUGACAGCCAAUUGGGACUUGACCCGUAGCAUUGAUCGAAUGGUACAAAAUCAAUUUGCCGAUCGCUAUGAAAAAUUUAUUGUAAAUAUAUCUUUUAUGUACAAUUAAUAUGGGUACGUUUUUUUUAGUAAAACGUACAUUUAUUUGUUAAUUUUUUUUCCUGGACUAUUAUUAUUACUAUAGAAAUAUUCAUGACGUUCGCGAAUAUCGAACACAGAUUUGACAGUCGACACAUUUCGUGUUUUUUUUUCCGUUUUUUUUUUUCUACAUAGAAAUUAUGAUGUAAACUUACAUUUUUUUCACCUUUUCGUCAUAAUUAAUGAUACACAUUUAGCUUAUCAUUAUAAAAUUGUACAAAGCAAAUAAAAAAUUUAAAAAAAAGAGACGAAUGAACCGAAUGUAACAAAAGUUAAAAACUGAUUUAUCUAAUUUACUCGAAAGUCAAAUUUUGUAUUACCGAAUAAGAUCUAUAUUGCAUAAAGAAAAAAAGAUAUGCUUUCAAUUCGAAUAACAUUGACAUAUUCUUUUGAUAUUUGUUUCACGUUCUUAUUCUUAUUAUGUUAUUUUUCAAAUAUUUUAAUGGCAACUAUUUCAUCGACAAUUUCUUUUCGCAAA